GCUCCAUUAUUGAAUAGUAUGCCCCCGUUGCACGGCACAUGGUGCACAAAUAUUACUCCAUCGGGAUUUUUGGUCAGACUGGGUCCACCCUCUUCACCGCUUCGACAGCUCCGCAGCCCCACCGCUCCACCUCUCACUUUUUGCGCCUCCCUCCGCAUUACCCAUGGCCUCGCCGUCUUCUGCCUCCCGAACCCCUCCCUCUCCGCCGUCCGCCGCCGCCGCCACCGAGCAAAGUCCUCAAACCGCGCAGCUUCAGGACGUUGCCCCGCCCGUCGCAACCCAUGACAGCAAAGAAGGAAUAAAAAUGCUCAUACCAAAAGAAGAACCCUAUGAAAGAAAGCCUGACUUGUUGGAUCCUUUUCUCGGUAAUGUAUCAGGGCAUGCUCGUCGUCCUCCUCGUCAUCAACGACAAGCUGGUGGCAGUAGUGGCACUAGGGUUGAGAUCUAUGACAACAACAACAAUGGAGAUGGUCAAAUUGAGCAUGUCAAUGAAGAUUAUCUCAAGGCGCUUGAUGAGAAGCACAUUAGAUAUGAUGCUGAAUAUUCUCGGUAUUUGAUGGGCAAAUACUUUUCUGGGAAGGCCUUUAAUGGAGCCUGUUUAACCAACCUGGUGCCAGUGAGACGGUUCUCAGACAAAAUGAUCAGUGUAAGCAAAGAUGACAGUUCCAAUCCCCUCGGGAAUGUGUAUGACCAAGAAACCAUUAUUGAAAAUGAGACUAUAAAGUCAAGCAGGUAUCAUUUUACAAGUUCAUUUGCAGAUCCUGUUCGACAUUAUGAAGAACAGAAUCGGUCUGCAUCACCUGCAGAAGAAACAUCAAGCACACCUGGCAAGAAACAUCCAUCUAAGAAGAGCUCUUAAUGUGACUUUUUUAUGAGGAUGAGUAAGAUAAAAUCUCAUCGAUGUAGUAUAAAGCCAUCGGAGCAACUGGGACCUGGAAUGGUGAGGGUAGGCUGUUCUCUCUGGAAGUAGUCAUGAUCAUCUUUCUGAAGAAAGAAUAUACUUGAAUCCUUGAAUAGCGAAACUAAAAGAAAACAAAUUUUUUAUACUUAGUUGUUUUACAUGGGUUCUGUAUCCAGAUGACUUGAUCAAUAUGUCAGUUUUAACAUUUCAUGAAAUGAAUUUGCUUUGCUCAUAAUCUCA
This is a messenger RNA of Elaeis guineensis (African oil palm), 1141 nucleotides long. NCBI's taxonomy places the organism in Eukaryota, Viridiplantae, Streptophyta, Magnoliopsida, Arecales, Arecaceae. The record is from RefSeq and is a predicted model, not a curated record.